Molecule: messenger RNA, 3984 nt
Organism: Lineus longissimus
Lineage: Eukaryota; Metazoa; Nemertea; Pilidiophora; Heteronemertea; Lineidae
Product: tyrosine-protein phosphatase non-receptor type 11-like
Exons: 13
Coding region: 532-2325 (597 amino acids)
Biological process (GO): cell differentiation; mitotic cell cycle; peptidyl-tyrosine dephosphorylation
Cellular component (GO): cytoplasm
Molecular function (GO): non-membrane spanning protein tyrosine phosphatase activity; phosphotyrosine residue binding
Source: RefSeq, a predicted model, not a curated record
GUUGGUAUUGUCCCCUAUGUAAAGCUCCAGUGCAUAUAGACCAACCUGUAGAGAAAAAUAGACCAAACUGUUUUACAAAGUGGGUGUACUUAUCAUAGAGCUGUACAAACCAGAACGCGGUAGUUGUGUAGUACUGCGACGUGUUGGUAAAAACUUUUUUCACUGUGGCCAGAGCCAGGAGACUUUCUUCCUCCAUAGACGAUGGACUUAUCGAAUGAGUGUGGAAUAAUAUAUAAAUUUUAGCACUCCAGAAGUCAACCAAUUAGAAUUGACAAUUAUUUGCGAGAUUGCGAGGCCUAUUUGAUAAGUAUUAUUAUCUCUAGUUACUGGCCUGUUGGACAUCUACAUAGACCUCAUUAUUGAGAGUGUGAAAGUGAAUAAUUAUGGUACAUUCCUAUUGAUAUCUAGACUAUACGUACAUGUAGAUACAAUGUUUGCAGGAUGAAUUUGUACGAGUUCGAGUGUUAGUUACGGAAAAGAGGACUUGGGUUAUGUUUAAUUUGACGGAAGUGACAUGCACCACGUGACGAUAUGGAGCUAGCGGCAUCAGCACAUAGCGAUUCAGAUGAAACUGGGAGCCUGAGGGGGAGGAUCACAGCCAUGAAUACACCAUCCUACAUGAAAUGGAGAUGGUACCAUCCAGGUAUCAACGGACCAAAAGCAGAGGAUCUGCUGUUGGAUCGCGGCAAAGAUGGGAGCUUCUUGGUCCGACCAAGCAGAACCUUGCCCGGAGAUUUCGUGUUGGCUGUAAGGGAGAACGAUCAUGUAACCCACAUCCGUAUCCACAACACGGGGGAGUUCCUCGACCUGUAUGGAGGGGAGAGGUUUGCCACCCUGUCCGAGAUGAUAGCUGCGUAUUACAAUGAGGAGGUCGAAGAGAGAAUCAAGCACGACUCGGGAAGAUUCGUAGAGUUGAAGUUCCCUUUGCCGGCGCAUGAUAAUGACACUGUAGAACGUUGGUUCCAUGCUAAUGUUUCCAGUCGAGACGCGGAAAACUGGCUUAGAGAGAAGGGUCACGUAGGCAGCUUCCUGGUUCGAGAGAGCAGACGGCUGCCAGGGAAUUACGUGUUGUCUGUCCGAUGUGAGACGAAGGUCUUACAUCUGAUGAUUACUUGUCAGAAUGGCAAGUUUUCUAUCGAAGACUCAAAAGAGGAGUUCAAAUGUUUGAAACUUUUACUGCGGAAUUACCAGAAGUUCCCCAUGGUUGACAAGACGGGUAUCAACAUUUACCUUCGGAUGCCCUUCAAUAGUACCCGGAUCAAAGCUUCUCAGAUCCACGAAAGGGUGGUUCUUCUUGACAAAAGGAAUAAGGAUGAUAAGACUGGGUUUCAAGAGGAAUACGAGUUACUCCAGGCUGAGGAAUGUCAGUUGCCCUUCCUGCGCGAGGAGGGCAAGAAACCUGAAAACAAACCGAAGAACAGAUACAAAAACAUCCUUCCUUUUGAUCACACCCGAGUGGUUCUCAACGAUGGCGACCCCAAUGUUCCUGGUUCAGACUAUAUCAAUGCAAAUUUCCUCGAGUCGCCAGAUGACGUCAGCAAUGAACCUAAGAGAUACAUCGCCACACAGGGCGUGAAUGAUGCGACCAUCAAGGAUCUCUACAGGAUGAUGUGGCAGGAGAAUUGUCACGUAAUCAUUAUGGCCACAGAAUUGGUGGAAAAGGCGAAGAAAAAGUGUGCUUCAUACUGGCCGACUCCGUCAGAGAACCAGAGUAGCCCUGUGAUGGAGUUUGAUAUUUAUAACGGCUCGUUAAGGAUCGAACUCAAAUCGGAGACGGAUAAAGAUAUAUACAUUCUGAGGGAACUCGCCGUCACCAGGAUUCAGGAUGAGAAAUCUUCCACGCGGACGAUCUGGCAGUACCAUUUCAAGAAGUGGCCUGACCACGGCGUUCCUUCAGACCCCAUGUACAUCAUCCGACUGUUGAAGGAUGUGAAUGAUAAGCAUAAAGAAGUGCAAGAUGCGGGACCAUUGGUAAUCCACUGCAGCGCAGGGGUAGGCCGAACGGGAUGUCUCAUCAUUGUCGACAUGAUUAUGACUUCCACUGAGCAAAUAGGUGUUGACCGAGAAAUUGAUAUAUUCCAAGUCUUGAAGUCUUGCCGGACUCAGAGGUCGGGAUUCGUGCAGACCGAGCCACAGUACAGGCUCAUAUACCAGGCGGUUGAUUGUGGUAUCCAGAAUGUUCUUGAUGAUAUAAAAAGGAACCAGGCAGAACCUGUCUAUGAGAAUAUCACUCGAAAAGCUCGGCCUGCACAGAAUGGAGAUGCCAAGGCAGAAUCGAAAAGUCGGUCCAGGGGAAAGCUCGCCAUCCCCAAGAAGAAGAAGUAGUGUUCAAUGGAUACGGAUGUUUGUGGGGUUUCUCUCUCUUAACAUGCCACAACACUUGUUUUUUUUACCGUUUUCUAGCGCGAUAACAAUUGUGAAGAAGCAUCCGCUCGUAAAACAUACAGACGGCAACCUUGCUCCAGGCUGGGUUUAAGGACUAGGAAUUAAGACCAAGAACCGCUGCGGUCAAAACGAAGCCGAAUGUAUUUUCCAUUUAAAACCUCUUUUUUGUGUCAAAGACCUUUUAGAAUUCGUGAUACAGAUCUUCCAGAUAUUGUGUUUUAUUGGGACCAAGGUGAGGCGAUUCGGGUGUUUUCAAGGGGGAAUAGAGAGAAUGCGAUUUUGUACCAUUUGAGUGAUGGUUACCACUUGCUGUACUCUACGUGUAGUUCUCAAUGCAACGACAACUGACGGAAAAAUCAUCUGAAUUUCUACCUAACCGUGGUACGAGUCCGUCUGUCCGCAUAAAUCACAGCGCUCAGCCUUAAUUCUCCCUUUAAAACGCCAGUAAAUACAAUAAGCACGAAUGGCUUAUCCCUUUAUGAAUGAACACAUGUAGGUACAUGAUUGUGUACAUUACAUUGUACGCAUGUAAAUACCGUAAAAAAUAUUCUUGAUAUAUGGGAUUUAAAAAAAAGUAAAUGCCACACUUAUCGGUGACUGAACGAAAGGGUUGUCGUAAUAAGAAUUCUUAAAAAAUACGGGCAUAUACGCCAGCUUCAUUUGUGUCAUGCAAAACGCUUCAUAUGCCAUUUUACCAUUCUGAGUAAAUCGGCCAAUAGCACGUCUGGUUAGGCCUACUUUAAGAGCACAUAUACCGUUACUUGCUUACAUGUGGUUCGCCUGAAAUAAAAUAACGUGCCUAUAAAUAUGCACGAUCGAUGACAUUUUGGCACUUUUAUAAUGUACAUACUGUAGUUACUUCGAGUGUACACAACAUCAUUGUUGAAAUGUAUCACGAGGUAUUGACAAAAUUGGAAUUUUUUGGAAGGAACCAACCAUGGCCCGGUUGCUCAAGCUGCCUAAAUACUUUUAUUAGUAACGUUGACGUUAAGGCCUAACGAUGCUACUGUGCAUGUAAAUGAAAUUUACUAAAUGAGACGCCCAGCUGGCGUUUGUCUCGAGCGCUGAUUGAGCAACUGGGCCUUGACCUAGUAUCAAACAAAGUAUUCAAGAGUUCAUAGAGGUAGAGGUCAGUGUGUGUUGGAAGCAAGCAGUACAGAGUGUUUCAAAAAAGUUGUGUCGAAACUUGAAACAAAUGCCAAGUUAUUUUCCCUCUGCUGAUAGUUUGUACGGAGAGUUCACCCUUUGAACUGAACAAUGACUCCUGUUGGUAUUGACCGUGUCCUGCAUAUGCAACACUUUUGGUGUUCAUUACGGUAGUCAUUUAUUACUGCAGUCAAUCAUUAUGUAACAUGAAAAAUUUGAAGAAUUUAAUGGCUUGUCCAUUUCCAUAAGGUGAAACAAUUAGAGUAUUUAUUUCCUCCGAAUAAUGUGGGCUGAUAUUAUGAGUUACGUUUAUUGGAAGUGGACCACUUUGACUGGUGUUCAGAUUGAACUUUAUAUACUGUAUACAUUCAUAUUUGCAUGCAAUGCCUGUGAUGUACUAAACUACAGAAAGAUGUAGAUUUAAUGCUUAUAAUAAAAUCAUGUAUAAACUAA